Messenger RNA from Staurois parvus, 278 nucleotides. The record is from the annotation of a GenBank genome assembly. NCBI's taxonomy places the organism in Eukaryota, Metazoa, Chordata, Amphibia, Anura, Ranidae.
GCCGAUCCCUGCUCUGACAACUGCCGGUUCUCGGCAGUACUUUCCUCACUCUAUGACAGUGUGAGGAAAGUGCAGCCAAGAACCAGCAAUUGCAUUUCCCGAUGAUCAGCGUGUCAUUGGACGCAGGUGAUCCUGUGCAGCUAUCACAGAGCAGAUCAGCACUGAUCAUCAGGACACUGAUAAUCAGUACCCAGCAGUGCCACCCAGCAGUGCACAUCAGUGCUUCCCACCAGUGCCACCCAUCAGUACCGCCCAGCAGUUGCGCCCAGCAGUGCCAC